GGUGGACAACGAGCGAUCACUGCUUUCGGAGAGCUGCGAAUGAGGUAAAUGGGUGUGGGAAGGGGGGGGGCAGGGGGGGGAGGGAGGGAGGUUGAGAGCAUGGGGUAGAACAGGAGAAGAAGUGAAAGGAAAGACGGUACAGAACACGCAGUGUCUGCAAUUGAAUACGAGAGAGACAGUGUGUCACUGAUGGGAACCAUCAUGGGCCACUCCAACUUGAAGAUGCAGGAUGACAGUCGGUCGAGAGCGGGUUAUGGAAGGAAGCUGAAUUGGCAUCUGAAUCGGAGUUGGACAGGGAGAUCGGGUGAUUGCGCAUCAUUAGUGCUGAUAAAUUUUUGCUGCUACGUGAGGUGCUUCAUGGUUACGAUGCCAAUCCUGCUGCUGCUGCUCCGGUUCGUGCAUGUUUCCCCCUCAGGGACAGCGGAGGCGCGCGUCUUACCCUUGUCCUUGUCCAGACCUUACAAUCUGAGCGCAGUGACGGUGACAACCUCUCCUUCCCCUGUCGACGAAGAUGGUCCCGGGAAGGUCUUGCGGUAUCGGAAAUGCAGUUGGUGGAGGUGGAAGCGGUGGGGCAAUCAGUGCAGUGAAUUUUCUCACAGGAGGAGUAGGUGCUAUCCAUCUCAGAACUCGUCGGGGAUUGAGCUCGCAACUUCGUGGUCACAAGUUGAUGCAAGGCAUCUCCAAAACCAACCUGACCCUGAUCCAAACCGGAUAAUGCUUGCCUCCGAUAGAACCCACCGGCCAAACCCAUUGAACAACUUUAAAGACUACAAUGGCGGAUGGGAUAUAACCAACGUCGAUUAUCUUGCCUCCGUGGGUUUCACAGGCGCACCAGGCAUCGGCUUAGCUGUGGGCUGGGUUUUGUACGGCGCCGUCCAAAUGAUACGCUGGUACAUUCAAUACCGCUCCUCAUCUCGCGAAUCCGCUACUAAGGUUAAGGAGGAGGAGACAAAGAAGGAAGGAGACGGAGCUCCCCAACUUCAACAACUUCAACAACCAGAAGACCACACGGUAAAAGCAGAAAUUGGAGGGGUUACCAGAGACUCCGAGACGAGCGAAAAAGAAGCUGGCGAGCUUCAGAUUGGCGAAGCUCUGACUGCGGGACAAGGAGGAGGUCUUCAGAGCCCGAAAGCAACCAAAGGAGUCGAAGAAAUCGAAGAGUAUGGCAAGCUUGUAGUCAGGGAUCCUGAACAGGUUCAACCACAAUUGCAAGAGCAGACAGGGGCAGAAGCCGAAGAAAUCGGAGCGCCUCAGCGGCAGACUGAACUGUCUGGACAACAGACAGCAAGAGGAGUUAGCAGGGAAUCUGAAGAGCCGCAAGGAGCGCAAACAACCAAGGAAGUCCACGGACUUCGACAUCUUGGCGACGAAGCAGCAAAGUCGGUUCACCAGCUGCACCAGCUAGGAGAACAGACAGCAAGAGGAGUUGCAGAACUUCAGCAGUUUGCAGAGCGAGUCGCAAAAAGCCUCCAGGGGCUUCUACAUCUCGGGCAGCAGACUGCACAAAUUGCUCAGCCAACUAAACAACAGUCGACAGAGCAUACAGCGGACUUUCUUGAGCUUCAACAGCUUGGAAAUCAGGCGGCCGAAUCGGUUCUCCAACUCCAGCAACUAAGAGAAAAGACAGUGCAAGGAGUUCAAGGUCUUCAGAAGUUUGCAGAGAAGGCAGUGAAAGGACUUCAAGGAAUGCUCUUCCUAAGGGAGCCGACAACACACGGACACGGACACAGACAAGGUAUCGAACAGCUUGGACGCGAUCAGGCAACCUCAUCAGGUGUGCAACAUCUCAAGCAGCAGCAGCAGCAGCUAGAAGAAGAAGAGUGUGUGACAGCCAAAGGUGGUCAUGAAGCUCAGCGCCUUGCGCCCCAAACAGUGAGUUUGGAAAUCCCAAAAGAACUUUUGAAGCUUGGCGAGAAGGCCGCGCAAGGGCUGGCGCAACUUACACAACAGGAAGACGAAAGAGUAAGAGGAAAUGUCAUACAGCUUCCAGAUCAAGCAGCCAAGUCAGCCAAGUCAAUUGAACGAGUUCAGCAGCUAGGGCAGCAGACAGCGAACGAAUUUCAAGAACUUCGAGAACAAGCAGCGAAAGCCGAAGGGCUUCUCAAGAUGUCGCAGCAUGCAGUGCAAGGACUUCAGCGAUUUGAGCAAUUGGGCGAGAAGACAGGAAAAGGAGUUGCGAACCAACGGCUCCAACAGCUGGCAGCUGAUUCAGAAUCCGUUAAACAAGGCAUCGUGGAACUAGGCGAGGAGGCAACGCAAGGACUCCAACGAUUUGAGCAGUCGGGAGGUGUUCAAGGGAUCCAACAGCAGCUAGAAGAGCAGACGGCGAACGGAUUUCAAGAAAUUCGAGAACAAGCAGCGAAUGCCGAAGGGCUUCUCAAGAUGCAGCAGCAUGCAGUGCAAGGACUUCAGCUAUUUGAGCAAUUGGACGAGAAGACAGGAAAAGGAGUUGCAAAUCAACGGCUCCAACAGCUGGCAGCUGAUUCAAAAUCAGUUCAGCAAGGCCUCGUGCAGCUAGGUGAGGACGCAACACAAGGACUCCAACGAUUUGAGCAAUCGGGAGGUGUUCAAGGGAUCCAACAGUCUGGGAUUGAAGCAGCCAAAUCAGUUCAGCAGCUUCGGCAGUUAGGAGGGACGAUGACAACGAAGGGAUUCGGAGAACUGAAAGAGUUCAGUCCGAAGGUAGGGAGUACCGAUGGACCCCACGGUCAUCUACAGCUUGUAGUUGCUUCCAAGCUGGCAGCACAAGAUUACCCCCACCUACUUGAACAGGUCAGGGACCAGACGUUAAAGCGAACUGAAGAACUUCCGUUUCCGACCCUCGAAGGUCAGAUAGCCAAAUCAAUUCAACAACUUCAACAGCUAGGGGCGCAAAGAACAAAAGGAUACCAAGAACUUUUGGAUUUGGAUUUUGGACAAGUCGCGGUGCGCAUCAAAGAGCCAGACCAACUUCCACAGCUUGGGACUCUGGCAGAGAAAAGGCUCCAACGGCUAGAACAGCUUGGAGAGCAUGCAGUACAAGAGGUUCAAGAUCUGAAAUCUGUCAGUCGUCAGACAGGAAUGCCCGUUCAACAACUUCAACAGCUAGUAGAGAAGACGGCGAACGGACUUCAAGGAGCUUGGGGGUUCGGGGAGCAAUUAUCAAAUAUCGGCGACCCUCAACAACUCCUACAGCUAGGGACUCGGGCAGAAGAAAGGCUCCAACGUCUUGAACAGCUUGUGGAGCAGAAACUCCAAGGAGUCCAGGAGCUGCAAUCGGUCGGCGAACAGGCAGGCAAAUCAGUCCAACAACUUCAACAGCUCGGAGAGAAGGCAACAAAUGGGAUUCAAGACCUUCAUCAGUUCCCACAGCACAUAGUCAAACAAGGGCUCAAAGGACUUCAACAGGUUGGAGAGCAGACAGUCAGAGGUAUACAGAGGCUCCAAUCGAUCCGUGAGCGCGCAGGUGAAUCAGUCAAACAUCUUCAACAGCUAGGAGAGGAGGCAGCAAAGGGAUUCCACGAUCUUCGGGAGUUUGGAAAACAAGUAACGGAUAUCAAGGAGCGUCAACAGUUUCUACCGCUUGGGGUUCUCGCAGAACAAGGGCUGGAAGGACUCGAACAGCUUGGAGAGCAGACGGUGAAAGGGGUUCAGGAGCUCAAAUCGCUCGCUCAUCAGGCAGGCGAAUCUGUUCAACAACUUCAACAGCUAGGAGAGAAAACGACGAGCAGAUUUCAAGGACUUCAAGAGUUCGGGGAGCAAGUCGUGAGCGUCAAGGAAUGUAAGGGGAAAAUACUAGAGCUUGGUGCUCAGGCAGAGCAUGGGCUUGAAGGACUCGAACAGUUCGGGGAACAGACAGUCAAAGGGGUUCAGGAGUUGCAAUCUAUUGGCGGCGAGGUGGGGAAAUCAGUCCAGGAACUUCAGCAGCUCCGAGAGGAGGCCAGGAAAGGAUUGCAAGACCUUCGGGCGCUCGGACAGCAAGUGGCCAAUGUCAAAAAUAUCAAAGAUCCUAAACAGCUUGUACAGCUUGGGGCCCAGGCAAAAGAAGGGCUCGAACGAGCAGAACACCUUAGAGAGCAGACAGUCAAAGGAGUAAAAGAGGUGAAAUCACUCGGCGAUCAGGCAGGCAAAGCCGUUGGACGACUCCGAGAGCUCGGGGAGAAGAUAAGGAAAGGGCUUCGACAACUGCGAGUCCCUAUGCUGUGUGAAGCAGAACCAUGGCAGGAACAUUCAAAGGAACAGCACCAGCUUGUUGAAGAGCCGUCAAGAAAAAAGGGACCUAGCAUGCUUCAGAAUCUCCAACUACAAGCAUCCAAAGGAGCUCAACUGCUCAAUAGCUUGCGGCUUCGAGUCGCCCGUCCAAUGUCGAAGGGAGUGGAGCGACUUCGAAAGAUGGGCCAGUCUGUAUGGAACCGGCUCCCACUUGGGAAGAUCGGACGGUUUGUGUGGAGCCAGGCUACACACCUUCGGCAGUUUGCGGGGAAAGCAGGGGCGAGGUUUCAGCAAGUUCAGAAGCUGAAGGAAAAAGCAGAAAGCCGCUUCCAAGUACUUGCAAAACUCCGAGAAGGAGUGACGAAUGCACCUCAACGUCUGCAAGAGCUACGGCAGCAGGCAGCCAAAGGUUAUCGCGAGCUAAGAUCUUUGUACAGACCCGGUCUGUUUGAGUUGAUUCUGGCAGUUAUGGUCGCUUGUUUUGUGGCGGCCAUCGUGUCCUCUGUACUGAUGUUCUAUGGUCAAAGUGAAUUUAACGAUGCAAUGUUGGGAGGUGUGGAUGUUGGCGUGAACAAGACGUACGAAGCCCUCGAUUACGUGGACUCAGCAGGGAGGCUGCUGGAAAAGGCAGAGAACUACCCCUUUGUGCCAAGUCUUCUGGGCGCCAACCUGGUUUCCGCGCAGAUGUCCUUGCAAAACAAGUCGGAAAAGGUCCGCCAGACAGUCGGGAAUGCGAAGUCUGAGGCUGGGAAGAUUCAGCAGCUCAUUACGCGAAUCUUUGUUGCUGCUGCAUCGCUCCUGCUCGUCCCAUUGGCUUUGAUGGGGGUCUCACUAGGGGGGCGUCUGGAGAAACUCCUCCCUGUGGCUACCUCCGCAGGCUCAGCUGGCGUUUUCAUCGGAUUCAUCUUUUUCGCCAUGUCCCUAAUCGCGCAUAACACGACGGGUGACACAUGUAAGGCCAUGGAGGAGUUCGCUGCCAACCCAUCGGCGGAGUCGAGCCUCAAGGAUCUAAUUCCGUGCAUUGAUACGAAGAGCGCUGAUGCCACACUCACAGACACUCGGCGAGUGCUGCAUACUGCGGUCGACGAGGUCAAUGCGAAUCUGUGGCGCCUGCAGGCACGGAUCCCGUCAUCCGGCGUCCCGAUCAAGCUUUGCAACCCAGUCGGGCCACCGCCGGACUUCCUGCAGCAGCCGAACGGGACAUGCGGACCCGAUGCACUUGAUUUCUUCCACGUGCACGUGUCAUCACCCACGUGCGUGUCCUUCCUAGCAUACAACAAGACCCUCUGCGAUCCGGCCUUGGCCAACAUCUCGUCGUUGGUCACCAAUCUAACAGGCUUGUACCCCAGUCUCGAGAACGCGAGCAAAUGUGGAUUUGUAGCCACUGCAGCGCGCGAGAUAAGCGAACAGCAGUGUCCGCAGAUGGUAAAGGCUUCCAAGAAUGAGUGGGUUAGCUUCCUCGUCUUCUCUCUCUCUCAGAUGAUCCUCGUCGUUCUCUCCAACAGGUUAAUGAACCAACUAAAGGCCAAGAGGAUGGAACAAGCAGAGCAAGAUAAAGCAGUGGAUGUUGGGCCACUGGAGAGCAUCGAGGUGCGGGGGGGUUCUGCAGAGGGACACAUAGGCCCGACUGGACAGGCGGCACCAGCGGUGGCAACAGACGCACAAGUACCUGACAGAAGUUAAGACAGAAGGGGGCUAUUUCUGGCCACACCACUGUUGCAGAUGAAUUUAGAAUUUUUGAGAACGGAAAAAACAAAAGAUGCAGCAGGAG
Chara braunii is the source of this 5962-nucleotide messenger RNA. Lineage: Eukaryota; Viridiplantae; Streptophyta; Charophyceae; Charales; Characeae. The record is from the annotation of a GenBank genome assembly.